This is a messenger RNA of Panicum virgatum (switchgrass), 2891 nucleotides long. RefSeq lists its product as uncharacterized. Lineage: Eukaryota; Viridiplantae; Streptophyta; Magnoliopsida; Poales; Poaceae. Bases 1443 to 2891 code for a protein of 482 amino acids. The record is from RefSeq and is a predicted model, not a curated record. The transcript has 2 exons.
AAACCAAAGGCAAUGCGGCGCUGGAGCAACGACCUAACCGGUGAUCAGCGUGUCCCCCGCGCUCGCCGGUCCCUGUCCACCCCUGACAGGUAGCCUGGAUUAUGCACGGGGUCGCAGCAUCAGAGAUCGGGAUAAGAGCGCCCCAAACCCCUCGCUUCGCUAGCAGUGACGACGACGACGCACUGCUGCUAAUGGGGGCUGAUUAGCUGACGCAGCCGCGAGCUACUGGAUGUUGUUAAUCCGCGGGAGCUCGGGCUGAUCGGUGUCGUGUUUUUUUUUUUGAAAUUAAGAUCGGUGUCGUUUCCUGGGACUCCCGGGCGGAAUUUCUAGUGAUCGAAGAGAGAAGGCAAGAAGACAUUGAAGCGCUCCAUUCUGAAAAAGUACGCGUGCCUACGGCAGCCGGCGCGGAUGGAGAGGAGGUUCUGCUUCCGGGUCUGGCGAAUCAACUGCAGUCCUUAUUGAUACCUAGCCCUUUGAUGGCAGCCCCUGGCAAGGAAGUUCUGAGCCUAGCUCAUUCAGAUCUGCUCGUUCAAGAUUUCCCACAUGGAGAAGCUUCAUCGUGCAACGUGCUGCAUCAAAUUGAAGAUUUUCGCGUGGAUCCACUCCUCCUCGACAUUGAAGUCAAUUCAACAAGCCUGCAAGCAAGAUUCAGCUACGCAGAGAAAGGAAAGUGGAAGGAGGAGGAGAAGCAUUCAAACUUUGCUGCAGCUCACGCUCUCGACCGGUCAAAUUCAGGCACCUUCAGCCCGGUGAGCAAUCACUGCUCCUCGACACCAGUAGUCAAGCAACCGUCUACCUCAGCUCCGGUGGCAGACCAUCAAUUCAAGCCUUCGCCUAGUAGGCUGAAAAUUGGUACUGGUGCAAGCACGCCCCAAGAUGUAGCUUCUGAACAUACUGAAGAUGGCAUUGGAGAUGGUUUUGAACCGGUCCGCCCUCGAUACUGGUGGAGAAAGCAAGCAGAAACUUCAAAUCCUCCAAUCCGCCACCAAACGACUCUGGAUGCAGAGAGGAGGAAAUUCAUCAGUCAUGUCAGGGGCAAAUGCCUUAACUGCCUCUCACCUAACCACAGAGUGGCAUCAUGCACAAACCGCACCAAAUGUUGGCGUUGCCUCAAUCAGGACACAGAGCGACAGACUGCCCACGGUUUAAGAAGCUCUCCACUCCCACCACAAGGCAACACUACCAGCCUCCUCAAUUCCAGCCUCAUCCGCCUAGAAACCAAGACCAAGCUUCCGACAAGCGUACCUGCAAGAGGAGCUACCUCGAGGUGGUCAAGGGUGUGGGGGCGCCCAUGGCGUACCCUAGUGACCCGCUUGCGAGGCCGGGGCGUGUACUUCGCGCCGUGGCGGCGACUGGGGUGAUCAGGCGCGAGAGAGAUGAUCUGGUGAGUCGGGCAGCAGUGUGCUUGCUCCCAGGCAACAGUCACGACACAGAGCCACACCAUGUCUCCGACGCCCCUUGCGAUGCAGAUGUGCUUUAGCCGCGGUAGCAUUCAUGUGACGAAGCACUUCCCGGAGCAGUACCUGGUGCUGUUCUCCAACCACCACGACAGGCAGCGUGUGCUGGACCGAACCACCAUCAACAACAGAGGUCGCUGCUUCAGCUUUGCGCCAUGGUCUGAGCAGAGGCAUGGCUCAGUGGUGCGCUGGGAGUUCCGUGUGCGGCUGCGGAUCGAGGGGAGUCCUGUCCAUGCCUGGAAUGAGGGGGUGGCGGCGCUGGUCAUUGGCAGCCAGUGCGCCAUCCACUAUGUCGAGGGGAAGACUCGUCGCCGGGAGCGUACGAGAACGUACGGCCUCUGGGCGUGGUGUGUCAACCCAUCCAACAUCGCCAAAGAGGGAUGGCAUACGGUGACUGAUCCUGACAGGGAGAUGGACGGCAGGCGACAGGAGGUGGAGGUGCACUAUGAGGAACCAAGUGGUUUCAAGUUCGGCAUAACCUACAAGUUGUUCAUCCAUCUGGAUGUGGUGGAGGACCUCUCCUUCAUCCAGGGCCCGGGAGGGGACCCAAACAGGAAGACACGUCGCGUCUUCGACUGGCAAUAUGGCGUUCCAGAUUCCCUUGGCGAGCGGAGGGAGCGACCCAGAGGCCGUCAGGAAGACAGAGGCACCACCCCUAGAAGAAGGGACGAUGACGACAACGAUGACUACCACCGCGGCACUCGCCGCCACCGUAGCAGUCAUGCUUGGGAGAGGGUGUCACGGUGCCGGGGAGCGGUGGAGGACUGCUACUCCACCUCUCGUCACCUGGGACACCGCAGCGGUGGUGUCUACCCACAUCAUAGCAGGCCCUCCCUUGCUGGCUGGGGGAGUGAUGCCUGGGACAGCGGUCUGCGUCGCCUCACCAACACAAGGAAGUUCAUCUACAAGCCCAAGAAGUGCUCCUCCAGCAAGAAGGUCUCCUUUGCAUGCCCUCUAGUUCAGACAAUGGGACAUCCCACCAAGGAGGCCAGGAUCCUGGAGAUGCUCAGCGAGGCAGAGGGACUGCAAGGUGGCUGGCAAGCUUCACUUGUUGCUGCUCAAGAAGAGCCAAUGGAAGCUGAGGCAGAUGUGCUGGAAGAGGGUGAGAUACAGAGGGGAGAAGUGGCAUUGGAGACAGUAGAAGAAGUUCCGUUUGCAGCCAGGAACCCCCUCCCCAGCAAUACUCAGGUUGUCCAGCAGGUUAGUGAAAUAGAAAAUAAAUUAGUUAAUGGUGCUAUUGUUACAACAAGUCCUGAAGAUAAUGAGAUUAAUGACCUGUCUUCUUUUAUUAACUACAUUUCGUGCGCCCUCCUGUUCCUGUACUGCACACACCACCACGUGUUAAUAAUUUGCAACCAGAUGAUGAUCACUCAAGUAGGGUGCAACAUAUCAGCACAGAAACACCAACGGCACAGAGGAAAAGCACCAGGCUAG